Messenger RNA from Aspergillus piperis CBS 112811, 703 nucleotides. RefSeq lists its product as uncharacterized. The transcript has a single exon. Bases 182 to 544 code for a protein of 120 amino acids. The record is from RefSeq and is a predicted model, not a curated record. Lineage: Eukaryota; Fungi; Ascomycota; Eurotiomycetes; Eurotiales; Aspergillaceae.
GUUGGCAGUGUUCGAGACGGGGGUGGAAAGUCUUGGGGGGGGGAGGUGGUGUGGGUAAUUGGAUUCCUAACCAAAAGGCUGGAUACACUUGAGAUCUCCCUGCGAUCACGGCGGAUACCGAUGAUGGCUGCUGGCUUACUAGUCGAUCAAAAUCCUAAUUAUUGUCACUUGUCUGUCUUUCAUGUCUUACUUGUUGUCCUUUGAUCUACCACCUGAAAAGAGUGAAGAUGAGAAGAGUAUUUCUAACUAUUCACAGGUUCUUGUUAUGUCCAUUCACAAAAAUAAAAUAAAAAAGGAAACCCAGACAACGCCUUGUUGGGGAAAGGGAAUGAUUUGCUGGGCUGUUUGGCCAUUUCCUCUUUGGUAUCCCCUCAUAUUUCUUCUUUUGACCGCAAGGUUGGGCAGGCUAUUGCCCACGGAUCGUCUCCUGCAUCAUAUUCUUCCAUCUUUCCUUCCAGACUCUUUCUCCUACUUACUUACUGUGGACAGAGCGAGCAGAGCCACUCGCAGUAAUUUUUCUUGUCAAUACAUAACGCCCCCCUGACUGUUACAAGUUGAGGGCAUUGUUCUGCUCCCCUCCUUGGCUCUUUGCUCCGCACUUCCAGUGUUAUGUAUUUAAAAUUAUCAAGGGUCUGAACCCUGAUUACGGGCCAGUGGAUAUGGACCCUGGUCCACUUGAGUUUCUUUGCUUUACCGCAUUACC